Lates calcarifer (barramundi perch) is the source of this 6999-nucleotide messenger RNA. RefSeq names its product leucine rich repeat containing 4Bb (gene lrrc4bb). Gene Ontology annotation, cellular component: plasma membrane. The coding region runs from base 970 to 3204 and encodes 744 amino acids. The record is from RefSeq and is a predicted model, not a curated record. The transcript has 3 exons. NCBI's taxonomy places the organism in Eukaryota, Metazoa, Chordata, Actinopteri, Centropomidae. Gene Ontology annotation, molecular function: protein binding.
CGUCUAAGGAACGCAGGUACAUCCACGAGUCCUUGGUCGUUCAUCUAUUCUUCUAAUGCUGUCUUAGUGGGAUUCAGACAGGAACAUACGGAAUGUGCGUAAAGAGUCGCUUAUGCUGGACGCAAAAUGCUCUGCCCAGCGGGCGCCGUCGCGUUUGCUGCCUGCGUUCCUCUCCCAGCGAUGAUACGGCGCAUGGAUGCACUCGCCCCAGAACCUCGUUCCUCCUAAACGUGAUAAUACUAACAUCAUUUUCUCCAACGACCCCCUUAAUCUGAUCUCUGUUGGAGGGUUUUUUUCCUCUCUCUUUUUUAUUUAUUCCUCCUCCCAGCGCGCGCGCGUGUAUAUGUAAGUGUGUGUGUGGAUUCUGUUCAUCUUUAACCUGCCAUCAUCGCUGUAGCCCCCCGCGUUGCGUUGGCGCUGCGGAUCUAGCCUACGAGAACAAGAGCCAGCUCACAGCCGUGGAAACAAGCGAAUCAAUUUAGGGGGGGAAGAGAAAAAAGGGGAGAGAUAGAUAGCGAGGUUCGGAAAACUGACGAUCGGGAGGAAGGGGACGAGAGGAGAGAAAACAUCGACCUCACGCCGCAGCCGCCGAAACAUUGAGCGAGGAGCUACAGCAUCCAGAGAGACAACACUUUCAAGAGCAAAUCCUCCCCCAAAUUUGAUUUAUAUGCUAAUGAUUGUGAUGGGAACAAAAACAUUCAGGGUUCCCUAAAAUGACAUGUUGAAAAGAACAAGGUGCUUGAUAGUCAAAGAAGCAUGAGCAAAGUAAAAUAAGAAUCUAUUAAUGAUAAAUAGAGUCUUUAAUAUAACAUUACACUAUAUCCUCUCAAUUUUUAAAGUGACUGCUUUAAGGAGAAAAAACUGAAUAAGGGCAUCAAAUAUGAACAUCAAGACAAGCACUUAAAUUCCCUUGUUUGGAGGUGACUUAUCAGUAUCAUAGCAAUAGGGGUGGGUCAUGACUCAGUUGCCAUGCGUGUUGUCAUGGUGACCAGCCCCUGUACCCCUUCCCCCCUCCUCUGGUUGGUCCAGCUUUUGUUGUGGUUUCACAACCAUGGACCUCAGCUCACAGAGGCAGCACCCGCCUGCCCCACCCCCUGUACCUGCUCUAAUCAGGCGAGCCGUGUCAUCUGUACAAGGAAGAGUUUAGAUCAAGUUCCAGAUAGUAUUUCGGAGAACACAAGAUACCUCAAUCUACAAGAGAACACAAUUCAGGUGAUCAAGUCUGACACAUUUAAGCACCUGCGGCAUUUGGAAAUCCUCCAGCUCUCCAAGAACCACAUCCGACAGAUUGAGGUGGGAGCUUUCAAUGGCCUUCCCAACCUUAAUACGCUGGAGCUUUUUGACAACCGUCUCACCGUGGUACCAUCACAAGCCUUUGAGUACCUCAGCAAGCUAAGGGAACUAUGGCUACGAAACAACCCCAUCGAGACGCUGCCGGCAUUUGCCUUUCACCGUGUUCCCUCUUUGCGCCGUCUCGACCUAGGGGAACUCAGGAAGUUGGAUUUCAUCUCAGAGGCUGCCUUUGAAGGUCUGGUAAAUUUGCGCUUCUUGAAUCUUGGCAUGUGUGGCUUGAAGGACAUCCCUAACCUCACCCCACUAGUACGACUAGAGGAGUUGGAGUUGUCAGGGAACCAGCUGGGUAUUGUCCGGCCUGGAUCCUUCCAAGGCCUAGUGUCACUUCGCAAGCUGUGGCUAAUGCACUCCAGAGUGUCAGUCAUCGAACGCAAUGCUUUUGAUGACCUCAAAAACCUGGAGGAGCUCAACCUCUCCCACAAUUCCCUGCAUUCCCUGCCCCAUGACCUCUUCACCCCUCUGCACCAGUUGGAGAGGGUACAUCUCAACCACAACCCUUGGGUGUGCAACUGUGACGUUCUGUGGCUCAGCUGGUGGCUGAAAGAAACAGUUCCCAGCAACACUACAUGUUGUGCUCGCUGCCAUGCGCCCCCAGGUCUAAAGGGCAAGUACAUUGGUGAACUAGACCAGAGCCACUUUACCUGCUAUGCCCCAGUCAUUGUUGAGCCACCCACUGACCUCAAUGUCACUGAGGGCAUGGCUGCUGAGCUGAAAUGUCGUACUGGAACCUCAAUGACCUCUGUGAAUUGGUUCACUCCAAAUGGCACCCUGAUGACCCACGGAUCAUACCGAGUUAGGAUCUCAGUGCUUCAUGACGGAACACUGAACUUCACAAAUGUGACCGUGCAAGACACUGGACAGUACACUUGCAUGGUAACCAACUCAGCUGGAAACACCACUGCAACCGCCGUGCUCAAUGUGUCUGCUUCAGACCCCAGCAACAGCUACAGUUAUUUCACCACUGUCACUGUGGAAACAGUGGAGACAGUAAGGGGAGAGGAGGAGAACUCGGCAAGACAGUAUAUUAACGAGACCUUCAUAGAUUUCCCUAAUCCUACGGUCCAAAGAGGGGUGUUAGAGGCCAGACCUGGCAUCACUAUAUCGCCUUCUCUCUCUUCUCUUUCUUCACUGUCCCCACGAGCCAACAGACCCACUGAAAACACAGUGACUGUGUCCAUUAUGGAUGUAACUAACAUUCCAGGCUUGGAUGAUGUAAUGAAAACCACUAAGAUCAUCAUUGGUUGCUUUGUGGCCAUCACUUUUAUGGCAGCUGUAAUGUUGGUGGUCUUCUAUAAACUCCGGAAGCAGCACCAGCUACACAAGCACCAUGGCCCAGCCAGAGCCAUUGAAAUUGUCAAUGUGGAAGAUGAGAUCGGAGCCGGGGCUGGAAGUGGCAUUUCAGGUGGUUCAACUAUGAAUUCUGGCACAGGUGGUGAAGGAACCCUAAGGAUACAUCACCCGGAAAUAGUCAAUCUUCCCAACAUUGGCCGCACAGAUACUCUAAACCAUUACUAUAAGACCCAUCAUUUCAACAACAAUGUGAUGGGUCUUAGUAUUGGCACCGAAGGGAUGGGACCAGGAGGGAUCCUCAAGAACCAGCAAGGCCAGGAUAUUCCCAUCUCCUGUACCUCAGUCCCAAUCUCUACAUCUAAUUUGCUCACCACAUCAGGCAAUGGCACCAACACCAACCCCAGUUCUAUGUCCCCACCGCUGCCAAUGUCUCUCCCCAUGCCUACUAUGGGCUUACAUGGAUCGAUCAAGGGUUUCAUGGGCCAAAACCAGAAUCCCCAAAUGGAGCCUCUUCUCUUCAAGGGGAGCUCGAAGGAAAACGUUCAAGAGACUCAGAUCUAAAAACAAAAGUGAGAGUAUAGAGAGAGAGAGUGAGCAAGAGUCGGAGACAGAGAGGGGAUUGAUGUUGGGUUUAUGCGCGGAAUGAUUAGACACUAGAGUGCAUUGACAUUACACCAGGAGAGAGGAUAGACUGACACGGCAAUACACAAACACAUAGACUUAUCCGUGACAGUGUACUGAGCCAAGGAUUACCACAAUGGGCCACUUGUGUUUGUAGUAACGAUCAUGGCCAUGGAGAUCAAGGAAUGGACAUUGCUACAAUGUAAAUCUGUGCCAAAGCAAAUGUUUUUUGCAGUUUCUACAAGCUGUGCUCUCAUAGGGAAAAACUAGCCUUUCCGAGUAAUCAGUCCCCAAAUCGUUGUUGGCCAGCAGAGAUGAAAGACAUAUACAGCACUUACCACACUGAAGAUCGGAGAUAUUACAGAACAAAAUUCAAGAGACAUUUUUCUUCCACACAAAACACAAGCCACACUCUCUCUCAAGUGACUCAAUAGACUCCCUCAAGGUGAAAAUUAUGUAGGCAUAAAUAGAUGGACAAAAAGGUACAGUGCAGUACAAACUACUGUGAAAAAUCCACAAAUUAUAUAAAUAUAUUUUCAUUUAAAUAUGUAUCAUUGCAGACUCCGAUGCAGAGAUAUUUUGGGGUGGAUGUAUAAGCUGGUAUAGUUUGUUUCUUUGUGAAUAAUCAGGGGCGAUGAUAGUGGAGGUUGGUUAUGAUACAUGUUUUAAGUUUGGCUACUUCUCAGAAACAUAAGGGCUCAAUUGCAACACUCAUUGUGAAUCUUUGAAUUGGCUUUGUGACAUAAAAUCCAUUUAGGUUGUAGAACAGUAAAUGCAGAUCUCUGUUUGACAAACUUUUGUCUGUUGCUUCAGUAAUAAUCAUUACAAACUUUUGUGUUCUGAGAGUGUAUUAUGUAUUUUGUAAAAGCCAGCUACUUGGUAUUUGAAUUGACAAUUCUGAUACUUAAAUGCCAGCAUCAAAUAAUGGUAAAAUUAUGUUCCACAAACACAGAAAGGUAAUUCAAUGCAAAGAUCUGUAUGGGUAAAAUAAAGUGUUGACAAUGUGUUAUUUAAAUCAGAUCAGUAGCCAGAUAUUUGCUUUUAGACAGGAAUUUGAUAUGACCUCCUUGCUCAUGGUUACCAUAAUCAUGCCAUAAAAUGCUGUCAUAAGGAUGAUUAGACAUCUAUCUACAGCAGCAUUCAAGAAGGGAUUAAACAUCCAUCUAAGGAUGAUUGGAAUGAAUGGAAAUGUACAGUAUAUUAAUAAUAAUAAUGUCUGGUUGUAUGACAAUUGUAAGAUCCACAUUUUUACAGUGUAACUUUCAUAUGUUAAAUGCCAUUUACGCUUCUUGCGUUUCAACUAUGUAUUUCUUUAUUUUUGUUAGUUUGAUAUAAUGUGUACAGUUGUCUAGCCAUGUAUCAUUACGUGUGAAAUAAAUCAAUCAUAUAUUGGGUUGUGGCGGGUCAAUAUGGCAACCACAUAAGUAAAGAGUGAAACAUUAUGCAGGCCUCUGUACUAAACCUGGAUGUAUGGUUUGUGGUUUAGCCAUUAGUCACUGGUAAUGAUAGGUGCCAUCUGCUCCAUUAACAUGUUCAGGCAGACUUUUAGUCAUUCUCCUAUAGAUGUUCCACAGACUCUACUGGUUUUGCAAAAUUACUGUUUUUGACUGAACUAGAUGAUCUCAUUCUUAAUGAAGGCACUUUUGUCUGAAAUUAGCCAUCAACAUGCCUCUCCCAUAGUGGUUCUUCAACACUGUUUUUGAAAUGGGAAGAUGAUAAAGGUAAUUAAAAAAACACAAUGAAUAAAUUAACUUUUUUGGGAUAACAGACUGUAUCAAAUAGGAACCUAAAAUGUUUGUUGCAAUUGAGCACAAACUGGACAUGUGACCAGUUAUUCCAGAUAAAUGUACCUGAGAUAGUAUUAUCAACAAAAUCAUAUCAACAAGGUUUUUGACUGUAAUGCAGCUCUGUAUGUGAUUUUGCUGUUUUUUGUUCUUUUGUUUUUUCUUUAAUUGCACCUCUCCCUCAGACCUGCAUAUAUAUACAGUAUAUAUAUAUAUAUAUAUAUAUAUAUAUAUAUAUAUAUAGGAGCUGUUUUAUGUGAGUGAUGAUGGUUUUUCUUAUCAACAAUGAGCCCACACUUAUUGAAAGAAAAGGAACACUGAAGAAUAGUAAUAACAAUGAUGAUAACAUGAGUGAUGAUAUCAGAGAAAACCCACCCAGAUUGUGCUGUCACAGAGGUUAAUCCAUGAAAGGAACAUCUUUUACAUCAAUGCACAACACGCUCUUCCUGUUUAAUGCUAAACAUCUGAGCCAUCUUUUGAAAAGUGUUAAUACCUACAAUGCCACAUUUAAAUGGUUUGAUCAAAUAACUCAGAUUGUCUGAACAGCCUCAAUGUAUUUUCUCAACUUGGUGUUAGUGUUUUUGGAUGGUGAAUCUCAUUCAAAACCAUAGUAAAUGUAACUGUGCUGCCAUCCAACCAACAGAUCUAGUGGGCAGGGUUCAACUGUAGCCCCACAGAGACACAAAUAGAAUAUAAAUGAAGGCUAAAGACACAACAUAUGGCUGCUCCCUUGAUGUGCUACAUUUGGUGGCUCUGUCGUCAGAUUUCAAAGAGCAUAUUAGAUACCUCCUUGUGUGCUGGGUGUCGGGGUACAUUUCUGCAUCUUAACCAUGGCGCAAAUCUUUUUUAACACUACCGUAGCAAUGUUUUAUCACGAUAGUGACUCAUUUUAUCAGCACAGAAAUGAUCCUUUCAUACGUCUGGACAUCUGUAACAUGCACCAUGCACAGUUAUCAUCAUUGUUAUUAACAUUUAGAGGAAAUGCAGAAGGGCUUUGUUGCAUCUUAGUAUAGUGGCUGCCAUUGUACAUAUACUGAAGGAGACUCAUUCUAGGAAUGCUAACAUGUGACACGUUUUUAAUGAAGAUCACAAGCUUGAGACUGGAAUCUGAAUACGUGCAGAUUGGGCAACUGUACUUCACUGUAUAUUAUGGUGGUGGAUUGAUGCAGCCUGGCUACAGAUGGAGUACUGGCAUAUGUGUAUCCUCUGCACCACCCGUCGCUUACAAUGGAUGCUUCAGCCCAGAUGACAUUUCUUGGUUUGGUUGGAAGCAAAACUCCUUAAUGAAAUGGAUUAUCGUAUCUGAGACACCAAAUUGCAAGACAAGAAAAUGGACUGACCUUUUGGUACUUUAAAGGUAAGCUGUUCUGUUUGAUAAAACAAUAUAAAAAAACAGGGUCUGUUCUGAAAGCUUUUUAAAAAGAAAGAACAGCAUUAAACUCUAGACAGAUUUAGGUUUCUUUAAUACAAAAAAGGAAAAAAAAUGUCAUUUUGUGUUUUUUUUUUUUUCUUUUCUUUUUUUCUUUUCAAGUUGUUGGUUGUAUCUCAGUAUGUGAUAUUAUCAAUUUGGGUCUUUAUGUAUUGUCAUUAAAUGUCAUUUUUUUCCAUGCAUCCAUCCAGGUACACAAUGUGGCAGCAAAGUGUAUUUCUUCAAUUAUAGCAAAAUCAACAUGUGCUGCUCUUGCACUUCAAUGACUGUCAUUCGAUGACUGAGAGGUAUAUUAUUUCACUGUUUGCUACUUCUGUGAUUCAAUUUUUCUGCCCGCUGUAAGGAGUUAUUCUGCUAUUAGAGACAUAUACCACUUUUCAUUCUUUGUUGUGAUUUCAUCCUGCAGGGCACCACAACUAACUAAAUGAGAAAUGAGUUAACAAGUUCAUCAUGAUAAUGUUUCAAAUAAGUUAUUGCGUGAAAUUUUAUAAAACAAAAUGAAAAAAAAAGUCUGAACAAUAA